AUGACCAUUCGCAAACAAUAUCCUCCUCGAGACUACGAGACCUCGACUGGAGACACUCCGUCCGGGGCUGACCGUUUGGUCGACGAUUCUCCCACGUCCUACUCCCAGACAGAUUCGGAUAAGUCAAGAUCGGCCGCCGUGGAAGCUCAGAGGCUGGCCUCUCAGGGCUCAUGGGCCGACACUUUCACGGGCGGUACGCCGGCGACAAACCAGACCCCGGCGGCAUCAACCGUCGACGGCGAUGAGAGGAAUCUACAAUUUCCACUUCACUCACAAGAGCCCGAUCCGUCGGACCCCCCUCCGCUCUACACUCCCUCGGACACGACAGUGCCCUCUCCCGUUAUUGCAAGAUCUGUGGCCGGACUUGAGCUUGUAAGCGCUUCUGUGACUGUCCCUUCUUCCCAUUCACAAUCACAAUUCCCUUACCGCGACGAUGACGAUGACGAUGACGACGACGAUGAGGGGGAUGAAGAGUACAAUGACGACGACGACGACGACGAUGAUGACGGCACCUUCCUUCCCGAACCGGUCCAGCACCAGGGCCAAUCUGAACAUCAUCAUCAACGUUCAACGGAUGGAAAAUCUCGACUCCCCGUCAUCGGCGACACGCCCUCCUUGUCUCCUAAGCCCUCGUCGCCAUGGCCACCGGAUAAACGCGAACAGCACCAGCAUGAGACAUCCCAAUCCAUCAGGGGCACAUACCAGCUUUAUGACCUGCUCGAUCUUUCCACCACCAGUGGUAGUAUCACCGUUGACAUUGAGGUGCAGCCAGGCGACAAACCCGCUGUGCUCCGCCUCGCGACCACCUCGGGCAGCGUCCGCGUCCGCAUGACAUCUCGGGGCGGUUUGUUCAGUAAGAGGACCAUUAACGAGUCAGUGAGGGAACGCACCUUUGUGACCGAGAUCUCGACAUCAUCGGGCAGCAUCUCUGGAGAUAUCAUACAUGGCAAUGGUGGUUCCACUCGGAUUUCCGCCCACUCGGCAUCAAUCAACCUCGACAUAUUCACGGUCGGUGUAUCCGAGGACGACCCGGCGUCCAGGAUCUCGACGACAACGAACUCGGGCAGUCAGAAUUUGAGGCUGGUCGCGCCCUUGGGCUCAAGCGAGCCGGUCAGGGCCAUCGGGGCCUCUCACAACGUGCUCGGCAGUGGCAGCAUGAAUAUCAGAUACCCUAUGGAGUGGGAAGGCAUGGUGCAUGUUCUGGUACAAGGGUCGGGAAGUGUCUCGGCCAAUGGGCAGGGACUCAUUGUUCGCAGGCAGAACUCCAACGAGUUGUAUGGGUACAAGGGCAACAAAGAAGGAAGGACAGUCGAGAUUUUCGAGCAGGGCAGUGGAAGCAUUCGGUUUGCAUGUUGA
Capronia coronata CBS 617.96 is the source of this 1356-nucleotide messenger RNA. RefSeq lists its product as uncharacterized. NCBI's taxonomy places the organism in Eukaryota, Fungi, Ascomycota, Eurotiomycetes, Chaetothyriales, Herpotrichiellaceae. The record is from RefSeq and is a predicted model, not a curated record. The transcript is spliced from 2 exons. Bases 1 to 1356 code for a protein of 451 amino acids.